This is a messenger RNA of Pyricularia grisea, 1254 nucleotides long. RefSeq lists its product as uncharacterized. The record is from RefSeq and is a predicted model, not a curated record. Gene Ontology annotation, molecular function: aspartic-type endopeptidase activity. Lineage: Eukaryota; Fungi; Ascomycota; Sordariomycetes; Magnaporthales; Pyriculariaceae. The coding region runs from base 1 to 1254 and encodes 417 amino acids. Gene Ontology annotation, biological process: proteolysis. The transcript has 4 exons.
AUGUUGAAGCAUGCUCUACCGUUCGCCAUAUGGAUAACCUCUACCCUUGGAGCUCCAAGCCCAUCUGGCUUCGGAGGCCGCUUCCACAUUGACCAGGUCCACAACCGCAACGCCAGACGCAAUGGCCCUGCCGAGUACGCCUUUGCUCACGCCAAGUAUCAUGCCCCUAUCCCACAAGGCCUGUCCAAGACCAUGGCUGCGAUGAAAAAAGUCAAGCUUGGAGCGGGCAAUGCAACGGGCGAGGUACCUUCUUGGCCACAGGAGCUCGACAUCGAGUAUCUGAGCCCCAUCAUGGUCGGCGAGCCUGCGCAGAUGGUAUGGAUGAACCUCGACACAGGGUCAUCAGACACCUGGAUGUAUGCAUCGACAACCGGAGAAGGUCACAAGGGAGACCAGAAAUUCUACGCCCCAGAAGUCUCCAAAACAGCAUCUCAUCUGGCCGACACAUCUUGGUAUAUCGAGUAUGACGCUGACCAGCUGGCAGGUGAUGGCACCUACGCAAGUGGUGAUGUAUGGAGAGACACUCUCUCCAUCGGUGACGUUGAAAUCAAAAACAUGACAAUUCAGACGGCCAAGAUGGCAUCGGUGGCCAUGGUCAUGGACGUCAACAUGUCGGGUCUCGCUGGCCUCUGUCCCAACCAUCCCAGCACUGUCAUUCCUAGCCAACCGACGCUGCUUGAGAAGCUCGAGCCUGUUCUUGACGAGUUUGUCUUUGCCGCCGACCUUCGGUACCAGGACACUGGCCGAUUUCGUUUUGGCCAUGUACCCAAGAGUGACUACGAGGGCGAAAUUCACUGGGCCAGGAUGAACAAGACAUCCAUGUUUUGGCAGUUCGACAUCAACAGUGUCCAUGUGGGCGGCACCAACAUAUUGUUGCAGUCAAACUGGUCUUUUAUCGCUGACACAGGCACCACGCUGAUGCUUUUGCCCAUGGAUCUGACCAAGAUGUACUACGACCAGGUGCCGGGGGCCGAGUAUAACAAGUGGUAUGAUUCUUACACGUUCCCUUGCAACGAGACCAAGAACCUUCCGAGUUGGGAAUUCUCCAUCGCAGGCCUGAAUGGCACUGUACCGGGCCACUAUAUUGCCUACACCAACGUCACCGAGAAGCUCUGCUACGGAGGCAUCCAGCCGUGGCCGGUCGAGAUGUAUGGCUUCGGCAUCCUCGGCGACGUCUUUCUCAAGGCCGUCUACGCCGUUUUUGAUGUGCAGAAUAAGACUGUUGGGUUUGCGAACAAGAAGGUGGGGGCUUAA